Molecule: messenger RNA, 1986 nt
Organism: Helianthus annuus (common sunflower)
Lineage: Eukaryota; Viridiplantae; Streptophyta; Magnoliopsida; Asterales; Asteraceae
Product: WD repeat-containing protein 13
Exons: 12
Coding region: 231-1712 (493 amino acids)
Cellular component (GO): nucleus
Molecular function (GO): protein binding; promoter-specific chromatin binding
Source: RefSeq, a predicted model, not a curated record
CCAAAUCAAUCUCACAUGGUAGUUGUCAUUCGUCAACCCCAAUUUCAAUUUUCAAACUCACAACCUCUCAAAUCUCGAUCCAAAACACUUCAAAUCUACACGUUAUUCGAUCCAUAACGAAUCACUAACCGUAAAUUCACAUCAAACGAUCUCAAAAUCCUCGAUUUGUGCAUUCAAUUUCGUCAAUCUCCAACUGUGAAUGAUAUGAAGGAUUCAUCGGAAUCGUAGAGAUGACGGAUCAGACGAUCGAGCAAUGCUCGUCUGAAAUCGAUCAACAUGAGGAAAAUUUGAAUCAGAAUCAGAAUCGGAAGAAGAAGAAGGAUGUUACUGAAGAUCCGGAAACGUUCAGCUGUAUGCUUCAACCGUGUCCGCCUGAUUCCGAUCCGAAUUACAUCGGAAUUCGCCGGAUUCUUCUGUUUCGUAAGGCGGAAUCAGGUGUUCUUCGUCGGAAGGACUGGAGAUGCAAUGGAAAAGGAUAUGUAGCGUAUCGUAAUUUCAUCAACAGGCCAGAUAAUUGGUUGAAUUCGCAAAUACCUAGUAGAACUAGCACACCUGGAACCAGCGGGCGAUGGAUGUCUUCUCCAAGUCAACUCUCCCUUGCGCUUGAGGCGGAAAGCUGGGCUGGUAGCAGGGAUAUACGUGAAAGUCAAACACUAAGUCGUACCGUUAGUUUGGGGGCAAAUUCAAGUGAUUUUGAACACCCACGUCGAAAGGCUGAACUUGCAUAUUCUUUUGUGGGAAUGCAUUGCAUAUUUGACGAAUGCAAAUCUAUGGUUACUGUUAUAAAAUUUGGGCAUAUGUCUUCGGAUAUACUUGCCUAUGGAGCAACAGAUGGAACAAUAACAGUUUGCACUGUUUCUGAACCGCCUUCGAUCAUGAAGAAAUUGACCGGACACUCAAAAGAUGUCACAGAUUUUGACUUCUCACUAAACAACCAAUACAUUGCGUCAUCUUCACUGGAUAAAACUGUGAGGGUAUGGGAUAUUCCAAAUGGCCUUUGCAUUCGAGUUAUAUAUGGAGUUACCUCGCAGCUUUGUAUUCGAUUUCAUCCUGUGAAUAAUAAUUUUCUUACAGUUGGAAAUGCAAACAGAGAAGUAUCGGUAUUCAAUUUUAGUACAGGAAGAUUAAUAAGUAAGAUAGUUGUUGACGGUGAGGUUCCUGCCCUUGAUUAUGACCAUACGGGCCAGUUUAUUUUCUGCGGGGAUUCACAGGGUUCUAUAUAUUCAGUUAAAGUGAACUCUCAUCAAGGUACCUUAUCGCGGACCCACCGCACAAGAAGUAGCAGCAAACAAAAAUCUGAAUUUACGACCAUACAAUAUAGAACAUUUUCUCUUAUGACACAAGGUCCUGUGUUGCUUUCUCUUACUCGGGAUGGAAGUUUGUCUUUCUUCAGCGUUAACUUGGAGUUACAAGGGUAUCUGACUCUUCGGUGCUCUUUGAAAUUGACCCCACGGCUUCAUAGUAUUCGGGCGUCUUUUUGUCCAUUGCUUUCCCUUGAGAAAGGAGAAUACAUAGUUAUUGGAAGUGAAGAUGCAGCUGUUUAUUUCUAUGACUUAACUCGGCCCAAAAAUACGUGUGUCAACAAGCUACAGGGGCAUGGAUACCCGGUGAUUGCAGUUGCAUGGAAUCAUGGUGAGAAUCUAUUAGCAUCCUCUGAUUUUGGUGGCACUGUAAUUGUGUGGAAAAGAGAAAAAACAAAGCAAAAAAGAUAAGUUUUAGUUACUUAAAUGAUGAACUUUUUUAUAUAUAAGAUUUGUCUAAAAAAAGUUGUGAAAAUUGCAUAGUAUCAAUCAUCCAGAAGUUUGUGUAACCAAUAUUCAUAUGGCACUUUUAAGUCAUUUAGUUUUUGUGUCAACUAAAGUAACAGUUGUGUUGAGUUUUCUGUAGAAAAUUGUUAAACGAAUACAGGAUUUUGAGAUAGGUUAUUGUACAUUUGCCUUUUCUUAACAUGUUACAUUGAGAAGUAUAUCUUAAAUUUGGACCUUC